AUGAAUUCAAAAUCAGAAGCAGUGGCUUAUUAUUUGGGACCUGAUAGUCAAAAUGAAUUGAUAUCACUCACUUCUGACAACAUUUUGAAAGAAAUCACCAAUCGGACGAAGUCUGCUGAAUACUACAGCAUUAUAUUCGAUUGCACGCAAGAUAUCAGCCAUCAGGAACAAAUUACCAUGAUCAUCCGUUUCGUUGAACUUCAAAAAGACAAAGCCGAAAUCAAAGAUUCCUUUGAUGAGGUUUUCAAGGUUGCUGACACAAGUGGAGCUGGACUGUUUGAAUUGCUCUUGGAGAAGCUUGCUUCCUUGGGUUUGGAUCUGAUGGACUGUAGAUACCAAAGCUAUAAUAAUGGCAGUAAUAUGAAGGGGAAAUAUUCUUGCGUCAAAGCAAGACUUCUAUAG
This is a messenger RNA of Octopus bimaculoides (California two-spot octopus), 402 nucleotides long. RefSeq names its product 52 kDa repressor of the inhibitor of the protein kinase-like. NCBI's taxonomy places the organism in Eukaryota, Metazoa, Mollusca, Cephalopoda, Octopoda, Octopodidae. The record is from RefSeq and is a predicted model, not a curated record.